UGACUCUACACAAGCAGGUCAGCGUCUUGGCCGCAGGUUUGUUUUGUACCCGCCUGGUCUUGGCAAGAUCCUAAAGAACCGAAGACUGUGAAGCGCUCGGUCCGCUUCUAUGGUUCAGAAUCUAUUUACAAGACGCUAAGAAGAGGAUGGCUGAUUUACUAGGACUACUGGUCUCACGUCUGACAGUCAUUGCGGUUUGCUUUUAUUCCCUCUGUGCAUUAGACCAAUGCAACGAGGAAGUGACUCGUCUGAGGGAGCAAGAGAAGUUUCUAGAAAGUCGGCUUCGUGAGCAACAACUCCUCCAGCACAGACUGCGACUGUUCAACCAAGCUGGCAACGAGCCAAAUACCGGGGUGGACCAGACUCUCCAAGCUCAGCAACAAGACUGCUCUCAACUGUACACUUCUGGCCUCAAGUCCAGUGGGUACUACAACAUCCACCCUCAUGGCUCCACUGCUGCAGUCAGGGUGUUCUGUGAUAUGAGUGACGGAGGCGGUUGGACGGUGGUGCAAAGACGCAUCAACGGAGCAGAGAAUUUUACCAGAUCAUGGGUGGAAUAUAAAAGUGGCUUUGGAAACAUGGCCGCAGACCUUGGAGAGUUUUGGCUUGGUAAUGACAACCUGCAUGACAUCACUGCACACGGCAAUUACACACUGAGAAUUCAUUUGGAAGACUUUGACGGUACCCGACGUGACGCUGAGUAUAGGAACUUUAAAGUGGCAGAUGAAAAGGAUUUCUACCGACUCACCUUUGGAGCAUAUAGUGGCACGGCGGGAGACGCUCUGUCUGGGAACUACCAGGUUGACGUGUCCAAGUGGGCCAGUCAUCAGGGAGUUCCAUUCAGCACAUAUGACAAAGACAACGACAACUACCGAGGCAACUGUGCACAAGAAGAUAAAGGAGGCUGGUGGUUCAACAAGUGCCACUCAGCCCAUCUGAAUGGCCAGUACUACCCCGGUGGGUACUACAGUGGGCUGACUGACGAUGGCGUGGUUUGGUACACCUGGCGGGGAUGGUGGUACUCUCUGAAAACCAGCAUCAUGAAACUUCGACCUGACAACUUCAAAAUCAACCCCCUGGACGACACCAAUGGCGUUCAUAAGGAUUAGAUCCUAAAACUGCUGGUUUUUAGGCAUAUAUGCUCUGCACUAUAAAAAAAUAACCGAAAAACGACAUUAGAGUACAGUGGUACCUCGGUUUUUGUUAGUCGUCCGUUCUAAAAGAUGAAUCAAAUUUUCCCAUCGGAAAAAAUGUAAAUCCAAUUAAUAUGAACACAAAUCAGGUUUAACAUGCAAAAAAUAAUGUAAAAUAUACAAAUAAAUGAUGAAUGAAAUGUAUUCAUAAACAAUAUUUACAUUUCAGUUUUACCUUUAUUGUAAACUCUUGUUAGAAAAGAAUUUGCACUUUGCUUCAAGUUCUUCCUUGAACUCAAUAGUGUCUCACACAUUGCAACUUUUUUGGUACCUGGGUGGAUUAAUUUUAAGUUGCUAUUACUUAAAAAAGCUCAGAAACAAUGUCACUCAUGGGUGGAUUUGUUUGUUACAGCCCAUGUUUGGUUGUAUGAUAGCCUACAUGGUGUACGAAAACCAGAGCAAAAUUUUGAGGAAAAUUUUGGUUGGAAACCGAAUCAUAUAAAAGGAAAGGCGUACAAACACCGAGGUACCGAUGUUAGUCAUGUAGUCAUUGUUACAGCUUGCAACCUGCAAACAUUAAAUAUAUUGUCGUAAAUAUAAAAACUAUACAUAAUGAUUGUUUUCUGUUACAAGUAGGGAUGGGUACCGAAUUUGGAAGUUUUAUUGGUCGCAACCAAAGUUUGUUGAUACUCCCAGGUAAUGGUUCAUCUAAAAAUCAAAUGGUACCAUUUAUCAAUACCAAUGUUACGCAUGAUGGACGACUGGUUGCAAACUCAGCACCGUCUCAAACACUUGGCAGGCAAACAGACAUAUUCAUAACAGACUGUCUAAGUAGUAAUUUUCCAUGCCAACAAAGCAAGCAUACUUGAUAGAAAAAAUUUCAAAGCAAGACUCCAUUUUUUUCAAUUUGCGCUAGUUUGAUGCUAAUUGGAUAUGCCAUAUACAUGUUACUAAUUGGAUAUGCCAUAUACAUGUUACUGAUUAACAUUUUGAAUGGUGAUUUCAACACCUUUAACUUUGGUAAUCGACACUAAACUAAGAUGCACGUUUACAACCAAACAGCUGGUGUGUAAUAAGUGAAUUACUUAGAGUAUAAACACUUUGUAGGACUCAACAAAAGACUAGAAUGCCACGUUCAACUUAAUAGCAAAGACUACUUUCUGAGUACUGCCACACACCCAAGACAAACAAAAUGAUACUCAAAAGUGUAAGAAAAAAGAUGUGACAACUGGACAGCACAUAUUUCAUUACCAGCUUAUUGUUAAAUGUUACUAUCAAACUUUGUCACUAAAUGUACACACACACAAAAGUGCAGUAAUUAGCACUGCAUAGGUUCAAAUGUAAAAGGUACCCAUCCUUAGUUACAAGUAUCUUUAUACAAAACUUCAAAUAUUAACCACAGCUAUCAAACAAAACAGUUCUGCUGUAUACAUGACUGUAUUGUCAUAAAGCAAUAAAACAGAAUGACUUCAACAAAGUGUUGUUUUUUUUAAACUAUAGGCUAAUACUAACGUUGGGCCCUCAGUGGCCUGACAUUUAUUACAAUUACUUUGAUUCUUGAAACCUAACGACUAACUUAUUAAGAUGAUUUUUCUGUUUUUUUAACCUUAGUCUUAUCAUGCAAAUCAUACAAAUUGGAGUGCUGGAUAGUUAAUGCAAUAUAUCUAUACUUCUUAUUAAUUAAUUAAUAUAGUACUAUGUAGUGUAAUAUAAUCUAAAAGUAUUUUUUUAACUGGACAGACACCAGUUGAUUGUAUUGUGGUUAAUAAAUAAAAGGGUUUAGGUUAGAAUAAUAUUAUAUUUAAGGCUGUCCAAGGAAUAAACUUUUUUAAGCAGAAUAAACACAAUGUACGAAAUAAUGAAUCCUCAAAGAAUCACCAUUAGCAACAGUGUCUGAAUCAUGCAAAGUUUCACUUUAACAGUCUUGAUUAUGUAGAUUGAACACACUAUGAGUUGAAAACCUAUUGGUGGAUAUAUACAUCAUAUAUUUAUCUUCUGAGGCCUCGGUCAGGACAAAUACUUAAUUUCGAAUAUAUUUGACGUUACCGUUCUACACGGCAGGGCCCUUCCAUGAGCCCUUUGCUUUUUGCUCUUUCCAUUGAACCUCUGUCAAUAGCCCUUCAUCCCAACGAGCUAAUUGCAGGCAUAUGUAGACAUAAUGUGCAGGUGAAAGUCUCUAUCCAUGCAGAUUACCUUCCUGUAUAUGUCUCGGACAUCUCUGUCUCAGUCCUGGCUGCCUUAAGUACUCUCCAAGAUUUUGGACAUGUGUCUGGUUAUAAAUAAAACUUGGGGAAUAGUGAAAUAUUUCUGAAAAAAAUUCUGCUGCUAAGAAAUAUCUUCUGCAACUUGGGCGUCCAGGUAAUACACAUAAUUGCAUGACUUUAUAAAGCCAACUUUGUUCCACUGUUGUCCAGUGGCAUGUAUGCCGACAUCUGCUGACCUAAUAAAAUCACUUUUUGACAAUUAA
This is a messenger RNA of Nerophis ophidion (straightnose pipefish), 3600 nucleotides long. It is a transcript of the gene fgl1, whose product is annotated as fibrinogen-like 1. Lineage: Eukaryota; Metazoa; Chordata; Actinopteri; Syngnathiformes; Syngnathidae. The coding region runs from base 147 to 1109 and encodes 320 amino acids. Gene Ontology annotation, biological process: negative regulation of T cell activation; regulation of immune response. The transcript is spliced from 7 exons. The record is from RefSeq and is a predicted model, not a curated record.